Messenger RNA from Lichtheimia ornata, 369 nucleotides. RefSeq lists its product as uncharacterized. The transcript is spliced from 4 exons. Lineage: Eukaryota; Fungi; Mucoromycota; Mucoromycetes; Mucorales; Lichtheimiaceae. The coding region runs from base 1 to 369 and encodes 122 amino acids. The record is from RefSeq and is a predicted model, not a curated record.
AUGGCUGACACUUUGGAUAUCAUCAGCGACUUUGAGACAGUGGCUGCUGCGAUGGAUGCUAUCGCUGGAAUGUACGAGCAAGAACUUCAACAACAAAACCCAAGGCUCGGUCAAAUCCAAUACAGAGCAGAGGAUCUUUUCCAAUUCAUUGAUGCCCACAAGGAAUUCGUUGCAUUGGUGUUUGAGCCAUCCCAAAGAAGCUAUAGUCCACGAAACACAGAAUGGAUCAAGGAACGUUUGAUUGCUCAUUUUAGCCGACAACCUAGCGUGCAGCAGCAACAGCGAGGUGGCGGUGGUAAUGCACCAAGAGGACAAGGCAAUAGACGACCAGGCGGUGGCGGCCCAAAAUAUGGCAAUAGACGAUGGUAG